AAGGCGUGACAUGUGGACUGUCAAUCCUCCUGCAGAGUUUCAGCCAGCAUGUCCUGGACCAAGUACCUUCAAUACCGUGCCCUGCCCCUGCCUCCUGGAGCCCACACGGAACAGAGCUUGGAAUAUGCCCAGAACUUCUCUGUGGAGGAUACAGAUGUGUUUGCUGUGACUUAUCCCAAAUCAGGUACAAUCUGGAUGCAAGAGAUCCUCCCGCUGGUGCUGAAUGAGGGGGACCUGACACCCAUCCUAACCGUCCCCAACUGGGACAGAGUUCCCUGGCUGGAGGAGAAGAGGUUACAAGAAGUGGUGGAUCAGUUGCCCUCCCCAAGAGGGCUGGUCACACAUUUUCCUUACCAGUUCAUGCCACCUUCCUUCAAAACUUCCAGUGCCAAGGUGAUCUACGUCAUGAGGAACCCCAAGGAUAUCAUUGUGUCGUCAUAUUACUUCCAUCAGAUGGCGACUUUCCUUGAGGACCCUGGAACUUUGGACGAGUUUAUUGACAAAUUCCUGCAAGGCAGAGUGUUGUUUGGCAAAUGGACGAAUCACUUGAAGAGCUGGAAGCGUGCAGAGUUAGGAGACCGAAUCCUUUUUAUUACAUAUGAGGAAAUGAUUCAGGAUCUUCCUUCAGUUCUACGUAGGAUUUCCGAUUUCUUGGGAAAGAACCUGAGUGACGAAGUCAUUCGGAAAAUAGCAGAUAAUUGUUCCUUCAAGUCCAUGCAGGCCAAUGCAAUGUCUAACUUGAGUUUGAUCCCCAAGGACUACAUGGACACUGAAAAAUCUCCAUUCUUUAGGAAAGGUGUUGCCGGGGACUGGAAAAAACAUUUUAGUGCAGAACAAGUGGCCCGCAUCUCCUCCACCAUUUACAAGGAGCUGGAGGGAGAGAACUUCACUUUGCCCUGGACCCUGGACGGAGCAGCAGACAAGGGAAUAUAAGAUAAAAUGUCAGCGCUGGAAAUUUAGUAGGCCAACAAUCUUCACUAUUAGGAUAUUACAAUACUUGUCUUUUUUGCACUUUUAUUGAGUUAUGGUCAUAUUUGUGCUCUUCCUUCUUAUGUUCACCUGCGUAUCGAGUCUUUUUGUCACGGUUUUAGAGCUCCUGCCAUUUUCUUUGCAUUCCUCCUGCCAUGUGUUUUCACUGGUUUUUGCUCUUCUGUGAUUUAUAGUUUAUUACCUACUAAUUACUACCGCGGUUGUGACAACUACAGUACUUUCUUUCUUUCUUUAGUUUACUUUGAACAUGAACACACUUACAGCAUAAUACAUCACACAAUUUCAUAUAAUUUCUCUAUAUAUCAUGUCCGGAAAGGAGUAGGAAGAAGCAAAGCUAGUUUAAUCCUACACCUUUCCAACUUCAGAGUGUUUACAAAUAUAUACGUUCAUUUACUGACUUCUUUUUAUAGCACAAUGACAUCCUUUGAAUUAUUAAAACAGAAUUUUUAAUUAAGUCAGUCAUGAUAAACAUACUGAGAUUAAGAAUAUCCCAUUUUCAAUAAGGUCGAAGGUAGAGUUGUCCGAUAAUAUCGGGCUGCCGAUAUUAUCGGCCGAUAAAUGCUUUAAAAUGUAAUAUCGGAAAUUAUCGGUAUCGGUUUCAAAAUGAUCGGUAUCUGUUUUAAAAAGUCAAAUGUAUGACUUUUUAAAACGCCGCUGUGUACACGGACGUAGGGAGAAGUACAGAGCGCCAAUAAACCUUAAAGGCACUGCCUU
Molecule: messenger RNA, 1704 nt
Organism: Nerophis lumbriciformis (worm pipefish)
Lineage: Eukaryota; Metazoa; Chordata; Actinopteri; Syngnathiformes; Syngnathidae
Gene: sult2st3
Product: sulfotransferase family 2, cytosolic sulfotransferase 3
Molecular function (GO): sulfotransferase activity
Source: RefSeq, a predicted model, not a curated record